Messenger RNA from Nicotiana attenuata, 2108 nucleotides. RefSeq names its product shaggy-related protein kinase epsilon-like. The coding region runs from base 248 to 1663 and encodes 471 amino acids. The transcript is spliced from 13 exons. Gene Ontology annotation, cellular component: cytoplasm. NCBI's taxonomy places the organism in Eukaryota, Viridiplantae, Streptophyta, Magnoliopsida, Solanales, Solanaceae. Gene Ontology annotation, biological process: protein phosphorylation; signal transduction. Gene Ontology annotation, molecular function: ATP binding; protein serine/threonine kinase activity. The record is from RefSeq and is a predicted model, not a curated record.
AGAGGAGAGGAGAGAGAGAGAGAGAGGAGAAGGGGGCUUUUAUUGUAUUAGUCAUAUUUUCACAUUUUGGCAUAUCAAAGUUCAAUCAUCUCUCUAUCUUCUUCCUUUUCUCUCUCUUUCUCUCCACCAUUGAAGAAAAAUUUUCAGGUGUUUGAGGAAAGAGGAGGAGGAGUUAGUAAAAAAAAAAAAAAACUCUUAAAAAUUUGUGGGUAAGCGGUGGUUUUUGGGGCUCUUGGGCGAAGCAGAGAUGAAUGUCAUGCGUCGCCUUAAGAGCAUUGCUUCUGGACGUUCCUCCGUUUCAGAUCCUGGUGGCGAUUCGAGCAUAAAGAGGGUGAAGGUUGAGCAAGAAGUAGAUCAAAGGGUGGUUGGUGAAACUCAAAUGGAAGAGAGAUGUACAACUACAGUUCCAAAGGAGGAUAUGGCUUCCACUUCUAAGGGUACAACUACUGGAAGCACAUCAACUAUGGAUACUAGACCUGAAAAUUCGGAGUUUGAUGAGCUUCCUAAAGAAAUGCAUGAAAUGAAAAUUAAAGACGAAAAAGCUGAUAGUCAUGAGGAUAAUUUAAAGGAUAUGGAACCUGCUGUUGUUAGCGGUAAUGGAACGGAGACUGGUCAGAUAAUUGUGACUACUGUAAGUGGUCGAAAUGGACAACAGAAACAGACAUUGUCUUACAUGGCGGAGCGUGUGGUUGGUACUGGUUCAUUUGGAACUGUAUUUCAGGCUAAGUGCUUGGAAACUGGUGAAUCUGUUGCUAUAAAGAAAGUCUUACAGGAUAGAAGAUACAAGAACAGAGAACUUCAGAUUAUGCGCACCCUUGAUCAUCCUAAUGUUGUUAAACUAAGACACUGCUUCUAUUCUACCACUGAGAAGAAUGAAGUAUACCUUAACCUUGUCCUUGAAUAUGUGUCUGAAACCGUUUACCGAGUUUCAAGGCACUACAGCAGAAUGAACCAACACAUGCCCAUUAUAUAUGUGCAGCUAUACACAUACCAGAUAUGUCGGGCUCUGAAUUACAUGCACGGUGUUCUUGGUGUAUGCCAUCGUGAUAUUAAACCACAGAAUCUUUUGGUUAAUCCACACACACACCAGCUAAAGCUCUGUGAUUUUGGGAGUGCAAAGAUGUUGGUGCCUGGAGAGCCCAACAUAUCGUACAUUUGUUCUCGUUAUUAUAGGGCCCCUGAAUUGAUCUUUGGGGCUACGGAGUACACAACUGCAAUUGACAUGUGGUCUGCUGGUUGUGUUAUGGCUGAGCUGCUUCUGGGACAGCCUCUUUUCCCUGGAGAAAGUGGUGUUGAUCAGCUGGUGGAAAUCAUCAAGAUUUUGGGGACACCAACUAGAGAGGAGAUUAGGUGCAUGAAUCCAAACUACACGGAGUUCAAGUUUCCCCAGAUCAAAGCUCACCCGUGGCACAAGAUAUUUCAUAAAAGAAUGCCUCCUGAAGCAGUAGAUCUUGUAUCAAGGCUUCUUCAAUAUUCUCCAACUCUACGUUGUACUGCUUUGGAGGCAUGUGCACACCCUUUCUUUGAUGCUUUAAGGGAAGCAAAUGCUUGCUUGCCAAAUGGGCGACCUCUGCCACCUCUAUUCAACUUUACAGCUCAAGAGCUCUCUGGUGCACCUGCUGACCUGCGAAAACGCCUUAUUCCAGAACACUUGCGCAAGUGAAUUUUGUGAAGACAGUUGCUUAGGCUUUGUAAAUGGGUUUUUUUUGAGAGGUUUAGUCGCCUAAUCAGUGCACUUUGCUUCAGCAAAUGCAGCUGCUAUUCUUGGCCCUGGUAAUAUUUGAUGCAUUUGAACGCCAACAUGGAGCUAGUAACUUGCUAGUUGGUUUUGGAAGGAGGAUAUGUCAGAUACGUCGGUGAAUGAUCGGAAUGUCUCUGUCUAUAAACUUAUUAUGUGUUAAGCAUCGAAUACUCCCUGCAGUUUUAGAUGAGAGUUUUCAUCUGUUAAUUGAUACGUUGUAGCAAUAUCUAGUUUGUGGGUAUUCAUAAGAUUAAUGGGUGCUCCCAAACUGGAGUUAUAGAUGAAUUAUUAGGAAUUUUUUAAUUUUCAAGUAAACCAUUUCUUCUCUUCUGGUUGUCAGUGCUAAUAUAUUCACUCCUUCAGUUAA